AUGGCCGAUGACAUUGAUUUUGGCAGCUGCCGCUAACUUAGACUUGUGCAAUGAUAUAUACAUCAAGCCACACAUGGAUAACCCUCGAGACGCGUUGUCGAUAACCGUAAAUCUCAACAGCACGCGCCUUUCAUCACUUCUAAAAGCGGUUUCGUAAUGAUGUCAAUCAUUGGCCAAAUCUCGGCCGCCUGAACCGAAACAUGUGCCAAUGCCAUCAAGGGAUUCCUAUAUAUCAGGGGACUGGCUGCGGAUUGGCAGUUACAUAUAUUACAGCGACCUGUCGACCUUUUUGCCAAUGCAUGCUAUGAUCCUAUCACUUCCCCCCGAGCUGCUGCACCAGAUAUUCCAAAAGCUCCAAAUCUCUGACCUGAAACGCCUACGGUCUACAUGCAAGCGUUUCAGCGCAGUCGCUACGCCAUUUGUUUUCUCCAGUCUGAAAAUCGACACCGACAGCUAUCAGUUUCGCAAGUAUUCGUCGAUCCUCAAAGCUAUCGCCUCUGGUCGAAGCGAUGUCGCGAGACACGUCCAGACUCUCACUAUACUAUCCCUGACGCCACCGCGGUACAAGCGUCUCAGGCUGUGGCAACGAAUCAUGAAGCGCAAGCAGCGCGUGUAUAAGGCGUUUGAAAGCAACUUUCUUCGUGCAGUAACAAAGUUUACAGCGGUGACAUCGCUCUACUUUGAUAUGCACACCAUCCAACCUUCGUCUGCCGACAAGAUCAUGCGCUCACUGGGAGCCCUUCCUCGCUUGUCGCAACUAUCCGUUCACAUGUACCAUGACGUCGACCCCAGCAUCUCUCUUUCCUUGUCACGACAUUUCAAGAACCUUAACUCUAUCCAUUUGUGUGGUCUCCGGCUCUGCUAUAACGACGCGCCCUCCACCAUCAUCGCGAACAGCCCGGCCCUCACGGAACUGACUCUUGACGGAACCUCUGAACUUAACUCUGACAAGAGCGCGACGAUGGACAACCUCUUCUCCAAGCUUCCUUCAGGAACGGCCCUCCCGUUGCAGAGCCUCACCAUAGGCGGCACGAUGCGCUAUCUCCUUGACCCAGCCCCACAGAUCCCUCCCCAUUUCAAAUCCCUUACGUCCCUGGUCAUAACUUCCGAUAUCAUCUCCGUUCCGGCCGAUUUCUGGCGAGCACUCGAGACCGCCCGUAUCCACUUGCAGAAGCUCUCGGUGCGAGAGUUGGACGAGUCGCUCCUGAGCUAUCUCGAGUCCUACGCCGGUCUGAGGGACUUAUCAGCAGAUGAUGCCGCUAAAUCGGAUCUGGCUGCAGACCGGUUCUAUCAUUGCGUGGUACCCAAACAUUCGGGUACCUUGAGGAACGUACGCGUUAACACGGACUUUGAGGGGAAGUGGUGCCUCGGCGACACACAAUUGGAUGAAAUCAUGAGGUGUACCGAUUUAAGAUCUAUUGACUUUUCUGUUGGGUUGGGCCAGGUUGAUGCUUCGUAUGAUGAGAACGUCAUUGUGAGUGUGGUGUUGAUGGUGGAAAAUUAUGGUGUUGACGAGAGAAUAUCUUUUAGACCCGGCUUUUGGAUGGUGCCGCCAGUGGUGUCUUCCCCUUCCUCCGCUAUAUUGGUAUAGCCUUCGCCAACCCGAGGAGUGUUCGCUCCAUCGAUGAUCCAAUCAUCCUGAUGUACGCCGCUCACGGCGUUCACGGUCAUAGACGCAUCAACGAUAUCGUCAGCGAGUUCCAAUGCGAGAAACCGAAU
Molecule: messenger RNA, 1719 nt
Organism: Desarmillaria tabescens
Lineage: Eukaryota; Fungi; Basidiomycota; Agaricomycetes; Agaricales; Physalacriaceae
Exons: 4
Coding region: 209-1591 (460 amino acids)
Molecular function (GO): protein binding
Source: RefSeq, a predicted model, not a curated record